Molecule: messenger RNA, 1234 nt
Organism: Myxocyprinus asiaticus (Chinese sucker)
Lineage: Eukaryota; Metazoa; Chordata; Actinopteri; Cypriniformes; Catostomidae
Product: mannose-binding protein A-like
Exons: 6
Coding region: 91-948 (285 amino acids)
Source: RefSeq, a predicted model, not a curated record
UUGUACUCUGGUGAAAAGUUUGGUGCGCACAAAUAUCCUCACUUGUUGCUCCCUAUCGAACUCGGCAUCUGUCUUGUUGGCAAAUUUUAUAUGCCUAGUCAACACCAGAUGGUAAUGUUUAAGCAUUACCUUUGUGCUGCGCUGCUCUUAAUGCAGUUUGGGCUGCAUCUAAUAGCAGCCUCUGAGACCAGCUGUCCGACUUUUGCUGGGCUGCCAGGCAUGCCGGGACACAACGGCAACCCUGGCAGGGAUGGAAGAGAUGGGGGUCCUGGACCAAAAGGAGAGAAAGGAGAUCCAGGUACUGGUGCACAGGGACCUCCAGGGAAAAUGGGACCAGUAGGUGCCAUCGGCCUCAAAGGAGUGAAAGGGAAUCCAGGCCCACCAGGUGCUGCUGUUGCUGUUGACAUCAGUUUAAUUAAAAAUCUUCAAUCCGACAUUAGAAGUCUAACCAGCAGACUCACUCUCAUAGAAAAAAACAUUGACGCUGGCAACAGAUUAAUUACAAAUCUUAAAUCAGAGGUCCAACAUAUAACAGACAGACUCAGUGGAAUAGAGAAAGCUUCAAGAUUUUGGAUAUUUAAGAGUGUUGGAGACAAAUACUAUGUGGCUGAUGGGCUGGUGGCAAAUUUUGAUGAUGGAUCAAGAUUCUGCACUAAUGCUAAGGGGAAAAUUGUCCUCCCAACAAAUGAAGAUGAAAAUAAAGUGUUAUCUUCAGUACAUGCUGCUCUUGGUUCUACCUAUAUAUGGAUUGGAACAACAGACAAAGUGAAAGAGGGGACUUUUGUGGAUUUGAACAACCGACCUCUAACUUUCACCAAAUGGAAGAAAAAUGAACCGAACGAUUAUAAAGGGGCAGAGGACUGUGCUGUACAUCACACUAAUGGUGAAUGGAAUGACGUUCCUUGUGACGCUAAGUGGAAAGUUGUGUGUGAACUACAAAACAAAUAAUGAUUGAGUUUUAAACAUGAAUCACAUAUAAUGAUGCUUUAGUUCUAAUGGCUAACAGUCUCUAAUCCUCUUACUUCUGCAUGUCAUAAAAAAACUCAUGAAUUUACUUAUGAUUAUUGUUAGAAUACAAAGAAGCCAUUAAUUAAUAAUUACACAAACACUGGCUCUUGUUUGUUGUACUUGUUUGUUCUUUAGGCAUACAAAUAUAUCUGCCAUUAGAGUAAUUUCCUCUAUUUUUAAAUAUUCUUUUUAAUGUGAACACAAAUUAAAGUGAAUACUCAAGUGA